GUGCAUACAACACACUCUCUCCCCUCUUCUGCCCCUUACAAUCGCCCCGUCUGUUUGACGACGACACCGAUUGAUCCGAAAGCAGCCCCCCUGCUUACACAGCUUCCAUUACUGGUUGCAAAGGGGAUUUUUCUCCGUCGUCGAUGAUUCAUUGGUGAUUCUGCUUGAAAGUCAGCCUACCGUGGAAAAGUUCCUUCACACCAAACGACGUAUCUAAUCGCGAAGACGCAGCGAUGCAUGGCAUCUUCUCGAUUUUUAAGAAGAAACCGGCUCCGCAAGCGGUUGUCGUGAAAUCGAGCACCAGAGAGGAGACUUCACCGACUAGACACGAGAGUUUUUGUAAUGUCGAUGAACUUAUGCACACGGAGCCAGAAGUGAAACCAAUUUACAUAAACGAAGAGCCAAAAUCUAGAAAGUCAACGUGUACAAGCGAGGCACCAAAGUCUAGGAAAAAAUACGCUGCUCCUUCAGCACCGGAGCCACCGAAACAGGAAACAGUUGAAGUUGUGAAACUCGAGGAACCGAAAUCGAAUCUAGAUACUGAGAACAACACGAAGAUAGAACCUCCCAACGACGAAGGAUUUAGGAGCCCAUCACCAGAGCCAAAUAGGGUGUCCGAAAUCGUACAAGAAACAUUGGAAACGAAAAUGGAAGUUGAACAACACCCAGAAAAGAAGAAGUUACCGGGUGUCUACGGAGUCAUUCACUACACUCCACAGAGCACAAUUCGAUCAAGAAACAAGUCGCUUGAAAGAGUUGGGGGCGAUUCAGAUGUUCCAUACGUGGAAAGGAAGUCCAACAUCAGUCUUAGUGGAAUGCUUAAAACCAUUCCCGUCUCACAAUUCGACGGCACUAUUGGCAGACAACAAAGGAAAGAAGCGGCACCGGCACCACCACCACCAGCAUUGCCAUCGUCUCCUCCACCUUCUCUAUACGAACAACAUCAACUCAGCCAUUCAGCAGUGGUUCCUGACACGAUUAGAAACUCUUCGGAGCCAAUGUGGGAAGAUAACAGAAGUGUGCGGAAUGGAGCAGCCACUAUGGAGAGAAGCUCGCCCGCGCCUUAUAGGUCGGACUCCAACGGAAGUAGCGGAACUACACGAGAAGUAGAGGUCGCCUCCGACAUGAAUUUGUCUUUUUCGGAAAGGGUGGAUAAUAGCGAAAUGAUGCAAGAAAUAUCGACGUCAGAUGACACCACCUACGAUGACGACAUGAUCGAAGCAGCAGAGAUUACAAGAGAGUUUGAGACACUAAAAAUGAAGUUUGAACGAUGGAAAGCGCUACAAGCGGCUAAUCGAAAUUCAGCGGAGGCGAGGCAAUUGCACAUGGAAAUCAUGCAUCAGAACGACACCCUGAUGAAGAAACUUCAACAAACUACUGAUAUGGCAGGGCACACUGGACGGAACCGGCCGGUUAUUUCUCCCGAGACGUUUAUACCAUGGAAUGAAAGAAACAGAAAACCAGGAUUGCCGUCUUCACCUCGUACGGCCCCAGUUUCUGAAGUCCAUCGACGUCCUGCGCUUUCUAACAGGUGGAUACCUGCACCUUCUACGCAUUCACUUUCUCCAGCCACAUCCACAUCGAGUGAGGAGACCGAUCGUUCACAACAAUACGAUGGACGAAGGUCUCAAGCUGUUGCGACAGAUCGUUAUUCCUCUGCUGGGACCAACAGACCCGUGCAAAAUGUUCCACAAUCAUCGAAUGACGAUGAGAGAGCACGAGCCAGGUUACGAAUAGAACAAGAAGCAAAUGAUUUGAAAAGGAAAGAGCAGGAGUUGCGAAGCACGAUCGGCUAUAGCAUCGCCAAGGACUCAACACUAAUGGCUACAACUUCACGGUUACAGAAUAAUCAGUACAGAGGAGCCAACUUUACUCCUUUUACUUUACCCAAGAACUAUCACAGUCGAAUCUCUUCGGAUGGGAACAACAAUGCAUUUGGUGUGCAGAAAUCCUCGGGAAAUCUUUACCAUAAUCGACAACCUGCUCCUAUACCUCAAGCAGCUCGGCAAUUCCAACCUUCACCGGUUCCCAAAACUGUAAACCCGAAUUAUGCCCGGGAAACUUGGAACGGUACAUUACAUUCCUCGCUCAUAUCCCUUAAGGCAAAUAAUGAUGAAGCGAUGCGAAUAGAAAGUUCGCCUUCACCAUCUCCAAAGCCUUCUCCACAACCCAACCGAAUGUCUCCGCUUCCUGAAGGCGAGAUUACCCAACCUGUCAAUCCUGGUGCCAAUCUAAUUCCGCCUAUGACUCAUAGGGCACCAUCAGCACCAAACCUUUCUGAAAAUAACAACGUCUCCAAGUUUUCACCGUCCAUGGUAAAGAAAAAUGCCUCUCCAUUUGAAGAAAAGCGAGAAAGUAAAGAUAUGGCUCCACUGACUCCAAAUGCGGGUUCAAAUAUUCGAAAAGUCAAGGAAGCUGUCAAACAGCAAACACUUAGUCAAAAAACUGCCGCCAAUUUGCUGCUUCAGAAGCAAACUACCACGCAUACUCCUCUUAAUCAAGUAACCAAGGCUUUCGAUAAGGAUAGAGUUGAAGCAAAUAAUAACAAACCAAAGGAAUCACCAAAACUUGGAAGAAACAAUAAUAUGGAUAGUGCAAGCACUGUUUCUGAAGAUGAAAUCAGCAAUAAUAUCGCUAAAGUAUUGAAAGAGGGUCUGUCCACAUUGAAGAAAACGGCGCCACCAGUAGAGAAGAGUGGAAUUGCGCUGGGAAGAGUGAUCGAAACAAAUCGCGUGGACGAUUCUUCGAGAACGCGACAUGAUGGUGGUGUGGGACAACAAACUCGUCCGUAUGGAAACGCUUCUAUUCCGACUCAAUCAACGAAGCCUGCUCCAGCAGAACCAGCAUUCGCUCCACCGCCACCAGCACCUGCUCCUCCACCGCCAGCUCCUGCACCUCCGGCGCCACCUCCACCGCCUCCUGCUAAUCUUAUGGCGUCCAAAACUCAAAGAAUCUCAAGCCAACCUCCUUCUUCGCAACGGGGAUUGGAAAAUCAAAGAACCAGAUCGGCACCUACCAUGAAUGGUCCGCGUGCGGCAAUGCCGGAUGUACGAGACAGUCUGAUGGCUGAAAUCAGAAAUGCUGGAGGGAUUCGCGCACUUCGCAAAGUUCCACGACAGCACUAAAGUCAAAACAGAGUUCUAUACAAAAUCAUCUUUUUCUUUGAUUUUAUAGUCCAUUAAACUUGAUAUGUGUACUGUUCUUUGUGAUUAUGAAACUUUUAUCCGAC
This is a messenger RNA of Cylicocyclus nassatus, 3229 nucleotides long. NCBI's taxonomy places the organism in Eukaryota, Metazoa, Nematoda, Chromadorea, Rhabditida, Strongylidae. The record is from the annotation of a GenBank genome assembly.